AAAUACUGCAGAGGAUUUUAUUUCGUUUUAUGAGGAAAUGAUGCCAUUUGUCCAGACAUUGCCCUUGGUUCUACUGCACAAGGAAUUGAUAUUUUCAAAACUCCAGUCUAGAUUACAGAUGAAGGCAAGACUAUCGCUAGAGCCUAUUCUCAGGCUGAUGGCUGCUUUUUCUAGAGAUCUUCUGGAGGACUUUACACCUUUUUUGCCUAGGCUUGUGGCUACAAUAGUGACGCUUCUCAACAGUGGAGGUGAUAAAGAGCCAGAGAUUGUUGAGCAGAUUUUCAUGUCAUUAUCAUAUACCAUGAUGUAUCUACAGAAGUAUCUCAUGCAGGACAUUGUAUAUGUACUCAAAGUUACACAAAAAUUAAGAUAUUACCCAAAAGAUUACGUCCAAGAGUUUAUGGCAGAGGCAGUAUCAUUCUUGCUAAGAAAUGCACCUGACGAACUGUUUACAAAAUGUGUGAAGAAGAUCAUGCUUGAAGUUGUGAAGAAACCACUUGUUAGGAUAAAAUCUGGAGUAACUGCUUUGCUUUUUUACAUUAUGCGGGGAAUCUCAAUGACACUACAUUCAAAAGCAGGAAGAGCUUUUAAAUUAGUGAUGGGAGAUUCAAUAUUUGUUAUUGGUGAUAAAUUAAAAAGAGGUUCAGCUAUUGUUGAUGUUGUGAUUGCUGCCUUGGAAAGAUUGUGUCAAGAGUUAGAAUCGAAGGAGUUAGAUUUGAUGUGGAAGUGCUUGUACAAGAAAAUAAAUGAUAGUGCAACUAAAAAGUCCUUGUUGCAUCUAAGUCGCUUGUUAUCAUUUCUUAUUUCUGUGCUUAAGAUUGAGAAAGGAUGCAAAGUAUCUGAUUAUGAAGUGGUGCUUGAAUGUGUGGACUUCCUUGUGCGUGCAUUCAUUGCAGCACCUUCUGACACCAUGGAGGUAGAUGGUCAUUUAUCUAAAGUUGUUGAUAAGGUUCUACGACUGAUGUCAUGCAUUCUUGAUGGGCUCCAAAGUUCUAAUAAUAUAUCAACUAUCUCUGUCUGUUCAUUACAAUGGGCGCCUGCAUUUCAGUUGAGGAACUCAAGUUUGUUGACUUUUAUUGAAGAAUUAAUACAGAAGGACCAUUACAUACUAGAUGCAUUUAGAGUGAAUGUUUUGAGUGCAUUGAAUGAUUUGAUAGAUUCUUCAGAGAAAGAAGUCAUAGGUUUGUUAUUAACCUUAUGUGAGAGACUGUGGGGGAAUUCUCAAAGCUCCAAAAUAUUAGACAAUACAUCUGGAGGACUUUCAAGAAUUCAUGAGUGUUUGCAACAGGGAAUUCUCAACUGGACCAGGGCAAUAAAGGAUAUUAUUGGAGGGAACAGCUUGUCCAGUCAUAUUGAUGAAGCCAGGUUGGCUGUACUUUGGGGAAUGAUCAGUUGUUAUCCUCAUAUGUUUGAUGUCCAAGCUGAUUCUUCUUUGCUAAUUGAUCUAAUGGAUGCACUGAAUCGGUUUUUGGCAAUUGAAGCUGAUGACCUUGCUGGUAUCCCCAGAAGCACUUGGCAAAGCCUGUUUGGUGCUGCACUGAAUUCCUUGUAUAGAUGCCAUUUUGAUAAGAAUGCUGAGAAUGGAGAAACAGUGAAAGUUGUGGAUUUUGCCAAAGCAUACAAAUCAUGUCCACAAGUAUUAUCUGCUGUUGCUGAUUAUUUGGAUAAUUUGCAAGGGCCUCCAUUGCAAGCAGAUGGCAGCAUGAAAGUAUAUCACCCGGAGCUUAAAGCAGAGAAGGCCAUGCAUGCAUUAGAUAUAUUUUCUGAGAAUUUGAGUCACUCAGACAGGCAGAUGCGUGUUGCUACUCUAAGAAUUUUAUGCCAAUAUGAACCACUGGGAGAUGAUACUUUUGCUGGGCAUCAGCCAGUGGAAAAGAAAAUGAAAACUGAAGGUUCUCAAGCUUGUCAUGCUGGCAGCAAUGUUCUUGAACUCUUCCUCUCAAUAGAGGCAACCCCCCUUUCGAUUUCAACAAGUAGGAAGGUUAUCCUAUUGAUCUCUAGAGUACAGAUGGACCUCUCUGCUGGAAGAAUAUCUGAGACAUACAUACCUCUUGUAUUGAAUGGUCUAAUUGGCAUAUUCCAUAAUAGGUUUAGCUAUUUAUGGAAUCCUGCUUGUGAGUGCCUUGGGGUUCUUAUUAAGGAGCACACUGGACUUGUGUGGGAUAAAUUUAUUGAUUAUUUGGGAAGAUUCCAAGCCUCGUUCCUGAUCUCUAAUGGUCAAAUGGACGGUAGUGCUGCUGCUUUGUCAGACAAGUCUAUCGGUUCCGCAUCACUUGUGCUUGCCUUUUUAAAAAUUGUCAAGAUGGGGUGGAGUGGUUUUUUUCUGGGUUUUACUGCAAAGAAAACAAUGAGGAGCUGUCUAAGCUUCAGGCAGAAAUUUCUGACUGCCAAAACAGAUGGGAUUAUGAGGGUGUUAUCGGGGAUGAUUUCAACAUGACAUUGGUAGAAGUGAAAGAUCGUGGGGCCAUUUCUUGGCAGCCAGUGCCGCAGACUUCAGAAAUAUUAUUAAUUCUCUCGAUCUGGCGGAUCUUCCCCUCACGGGUGGCUCCUGGACCUGGAGCAAUCAAAGGGAAAUUCUCUCUUUUUCCAGAAUCAACAGGUUCCUGAUUACUAUUGAUCAUCUCCUUGAGUUUCCUGCUUUAAUUCAAAAGAUUCUUCCCUGGCCGCUUUCGGACCAUUUCCCCCUUCUUCUCAUAUCUGAUGGCAUCAGAUGGGGAUCUGGUGCCGAUCCGUCUUGAUAAUAAAUGACUUCUACUUGAUAACUUCAAAUGCAUUAUCAGUUAUGGUUGGUGCAAUUCUGAGGUGAAGGGGUCGGCCAGUUUUCGAAUCACCUCUGAACUUAGGAUUCUGAAAACGGAGAUUAAGAAAUGGACCAAGGAAGUGGGGCUUAAGGAGGAGGGGAACAUUGAUGAGUCUUUGACUGAGCUAAGCAGUCUUGACAGUAUUGAGGGGUCUGUUGGUCUUGAUUAAGAGGGCUUGCAGGAGAAAUGAUCUGAAACUCGAUCUGGCCAAUAAGCUUCACAUGAAAGCCAUUUCUUGGAAGUAGAAGUCUGGGGAGAAGUGGCUUAAGGAGGGAGAUAGGAACACCAAAUUCUUCCACUGCCUAGCAAAUCAUCAAAGAAGAAUCAAUUAUGUGGAAGAAAUGUGGAUUGAUGGGACUUCUAUUUUUGGGAAAUGAUGCAUUGAGAGAAGCUGCAUUUUCUGUCCGCCCCCAACUUGACAAUUUACUAUUCGUAGCCUUAGAACCUCACAAUAAUGAGAUGCUGGAAGCUUACUUUUCUGAGGAGGAAACUGAGAGCUGCUUAAGAGAAUGCA
Messenger RNA from Carica papaya (papaya), 3315 nucleotides. NCBI's taxonomy places the organism in Eukaryota, Viridiplantae, Streptophyta, Magnoliopsida, Brassicales, Caricaceae. The record is from RefSeq and is a predicted model, not a curated record.